Molecule: messenger RNA, 2143 nt
Organism: Effrenium voratum
Lineage: Eukaryota; Dinophyceae; Suessiales; Symbiodiniaceae
Source: the annotation of a GenBank genome assembly
GGCUCAUCGGCAUCAGCUUCUGGAAGCGCGCGCUGCGCUUCUCGAACGUUGCCAUAACAUGGCCGUAGCGAGAUGGCGAUGGCUUGGCGACUGCUGGGGCUCGCAUGGACUGCACAAAGCUCUGAAGGCGAAGGCUGCAGCGCGGAAGGCGUUGUGCCAGAAGCCUUCUCCUGCAAUGGCAGCCACUUCGACAGCAGCUGGGCCAAGCUGCUGGCUGCUUCUGGGAAGGAGCUGCAGCUUCGGAGCCAGGGGAUGGUGAACCGGUGGGUGGAGAUCUGGCAGGAUGCCUACCCUGCCUUUGACCGAUUGCUGCCGCACGGGGAUGUCAGCCUCAUCACUGGCCUGAACGCCAGCUCGCGUGACGAGUUGCUGGUGCAGCUCAAUGGGUUUUGCCUCUACGGCCUGGUGACGGCACUGUAUGUCAUGGCCUCCACAGAAAUGGCCGAAACCACGAACGAGGAGGUUUUGGAGUUGGGGCACUACGCGCUGGACCGGGCCUGGCUGCUGAUGGGUACAGAGCUGCAAUACGAGUUCCUGUCGUCCUCAGGCUGGCCGAUAAGCAGCUUGCAAAUUGCUGCUUUGCGGCUGAACCUGCCGCAUGGAACGCUGCAAAACCUCAGAGACCUCUCGCAGGAGGUGUACCAAGAGUAUUGGCGGCCGGUAGCCACCGAUCCUGCGCAGCUGGGCUCAUCCCUGGUCUUGGGCCUUUUUGGCUGGCACGCCUCACUUUUGACGGAGAUCGCUUGGUCCCUUGAGCGCUUCCUUGGGGUGGAGCUGAAGAAGCUUUUCUACGGCGCCUACUACCCAGAGCCCAUGCUUGAGAAGCUACAAGAGGUGGCGGAGGAGGGUUUCAUGGCGAAGCCCAUCGCCAAGUUCUAUCGGACAUGGAUCACAGGCUUCCUGGACACAUACGACGCCUGGGUGAAUGACAACUCGGUGAAGGAGGGACUGGGCAUCCUGGCGGACUUGUACCUGCAAGCCUUGGGCCAGCAAAACUUUGAUGCGACAAUCUGCGUAACCCCACUCUGGUUUUGCGAAGCGCCGCUAGCCGCAGUGCUGGGCAGAGGUAGCCGGCUGCUGGUCUACUUCGACGACCUGCCGGACCAGCUGCCGCCGCAGGACUUCCGUACUGUGGGCAGCUGGCUUCGGCAGACUGCUGGCCUCUACCUCCCGGAGGCCUCACUGGACGGCGAGUCUUCGGUGGCGCUGCUGGCGCCCUCUGCGCUGGUGGCAGCGCUGACGGAGCGCCUGCUGGGCUUGAGGCCACCUGUGGCACCCUGGUCAUGCUACUACUUGGAAGCGCGGAGGUGGGAUGCCCCGGAGGCUCGAGACGUGUUGAUGCUGCGUGCGGACCUAUGGGUUGAGUCCACGCCUGGGAAGAUGUUCGUCUCGGCCCUGCGGCUCUUCAUUGCGGAGGCGGGGCACCCCUUCAACAUGACCAUUACGUCACGCAAGCACUUCGACUGGGACAGCCUAUGGGACCUCGCCACGCGGAGCCGCGCGGGCCUCUUUGUACCGGACGACAUGAUGAAGAUGAUGUUCUGGGAAGCGUGCGCCAUUGCCAUGCCGCUCUGGACACCCGGCCAGGAGUUUCUGGCCAGGCUGUUGCCCUUCUUCGGCUACUACCACUUCCUCUCCAAGCACCUACCGCCGCAAGUCGCCGAAGCUGCAGAUGCCUGGGGCAGACCAUUCCCCUCGGAACCCUUUGGGCUGUCAGAUGCCCAGGAGAAGAUGCAAGCGCACGUGGCAUCCCUGUUCUGGGCCGGCAUGACGGACUUCGUGCGCUACGAGGCGGUGCAGCGGUUCCACUCGCUGCCGGCGCUGGUGUCGGCUGUGGGCUCCUGUGACCUGCGGGCGCUGAGCCGCGCCAUGGCGCGCGCCCACGAGGCGCGGGCGGCCACGGCGAGGAAGGCCUGGCGCCAGGCUUUCCAGGUCUUGGUGAGGUGAACCGUCCCUUGAAGCACGCAUUGGCGUCUUCAUCGAGCAGGCCAGAUGGCUCCAACAUGGAGGACUUUCAGUCAAGAACGUGACGCAAUGUUCCGACCGCUGUCACAUUGCAGUGUAAGUUCGGCCAAAAGACGUGGGCGGGAGCAAGUUGGUGAAGCAGUGUCCCACAAACUGGUGUCGCUGGCAACACUCAUUG